AUGCCGCUCAGCAGCGAUGGUUUCGAGCGACCUGAGACCAUCGAGCUCUCUGGUUCACCCAGAGAGAUCGGGCUCAAACAUGGCCGUUUCCUAGCGCCCAAGAUCCGCAGCCAAAUUCAAGUCUACACGGCCAUGUUCCGGCAGACCUCUCACCUGUCGUGGCCAGACGUCCGCAUCAUAGCGGAGGCGUACAGCGAAACGAUCCGGAAAUUGACCCCAGAUCUUCACGUUGAGAUGGCUGGCAUUGCUGACGGCGCGGAUCUCGAACUCCUCGAUAUCGUGGCUCUGAACUGCAGAAGUGAGAUUGCGCUUGGCUUGUUUUCGGAUGGGUGUACGAGUCUGGGGUGGAAGAGACAGAGUGGUGAGGUGCUGCUGGCCCAGAACUGGGAUUGGACGGAGAGGGUGAAGGAGAACCUAGUGAUGAUGUCCAUUGAACAGCCCAAGAAGCCGAAAAUCUACAUGGUCACCGAGGCAGGCAUCAUUGGCAAAAUCGGCUUCAACACCUCGUCCGUAGGCACGAACCUCAAUGCCAUCCGCGCCCGCCCAACAGAUCCAUCCAAGCUCCCCAUCCACGUCGCCCUACGUGUCUGUCUCGAAUCUUCUAGCACGGCGUCCGCAAUUUCCACCUUGGAGUCACUCGGGGGCAUCGCAUCCUCAGCGCAUAUCCUGCUCGCCGACGCCUCUGGGCCCAUCUCCCUAGAGCUCUCGCCUCAAGGAAACACGUAUAUCGAGCCCAGUAUCCGCGGCAUUAUCUGCCACACGAAUCACUUCAUUCAGAACCGGUUCGUGCAGGAGCCUGAAUGGUUGAGCGGGAGCCCUAUCCGGUUAGCAAGAUGCCAGCAGCUGACGACAGAAUUGGAUGAGAGUGGUAUCAAGGUUGACGCGGAGGUAUUGCGAGAGAGAGUGUUCUCGGAUGGGUUUAAUAAGCCAGAGGCUAUUUGCUGCGAGGAGGAUCCGAAGCGGGCGGUUGAGACGAGGAGCAGCACGCUUUUCAAUAUUGUCAUGAAGUUCCAGACCGGGGUGGACGCUAGCGGUGAAGUCGUCUGGGGGAGGCCAGGGAGUGGUGAAGAGGGAGGUGUAUUGAGGAUGCCUUGGUGA
Molecule: messenger RNA, 1098 nt
Organism: Drepanopeziza brunnea f. sp. 'multigermtubi' MB_m1
Lineage: Eukaryota; Fungi; Ascomycota; Leotiomycetes; Helotiales; Drepanopezizaceae
Source: RefSeq, a predicted model, not a curated record